Messenger RNA from Micropterus dolomieu (smallmouth bass), 5144 nucleotides. It is a transcript of the gene musk, whose product is annotated as muscle, skeletal, receptor tyrosine kinase. Gene Ontology annotation, cellular component: signaling receptor complex. The transcript is spliced from 21 exons. Gene Ontology annotation, molecular function: transmembrane receptor protein tyrosine kinase activity; ATP binding; protein binding. NCBI's taxonomy places the organism in Eukaryota, Metazoa, Chordata, Actinopteri, Centrarchiformes, Centrarchidae. Gene Ontology annotation, biological process: protein phosphorylation; positive regulation of kinase activity; cell surface receptor protein tyrosine kinase signaling pathway. The coding region runs from base 1 to 3435 and encodes 1144 amino acids. The record is from RefSeq and is a predicted model, not a curated record.
AUGAAGAUUGUAGAAACCAUUUCAGUCUUCAAGAUCCUCUUUCUGCUGGUUCUGGUCACCUCAAGUUACGGGAUACAGAGAGCUCCUCGUAUCAUCACCUUAUUAGAGACACUGGAUGUACUACUGGAUCACAAUGCCACCUUCAUCUGUGAGGUGGAGUCCCGUCCCCCUGCUGAAAUCACUUGGACCAAGAAUAACCACCCAAUAAUGUACUAUGACCCCCGGUACAUUACCAGGGAACAGGGACAGAUGCUAAUGAUCCCUCAUGUAAGAGAGUCAGACAAUGGAGAGUACUGCUGCCUCGCCAGUAACGGCAUUGGGGAGCCAGCCAAGAGCUGUGGAGCGCUGCAGCUAAAGAUGAAGCCACAAAUCAAGCGCCAUCCUACCAAUGUAACCCUUCUGGUAGAAUCCAAAGCAGUGUUGCCCUGCGUUACCCUCGGCAACCCCAAACCGGAUGUGACCUGGCUCAAAGAUGAUGAGCUUAUCAAGGUCAGUGACCGUGUUACCGUUCUUGACUAUGGUGCGUUGAAGAUCCACAACAUACAGAAGGAGGAUGCAGGACAGUAUCGCUGCGUGGCCAGGAAUAGCUUUGGUCUGGCCUUUUCAAAGCCUGUCAGCAUAGAGGUACAGGCUCCAGCACGAAUCCUGCGGGUUCCUAAGGAGAAGAGGGUCGCGUAUGGCAGCCAGAUUUCCCUGGAGUGUAAUGCCACAGGAAAUCCAAUCCCCACAAUCACCUGGCUGGAAAAUGGGAACACUAUCUCAGGGGCAUCGGUCGAAGAGACUUUGACUGGAGAGGUGAUCCUGUCCGUUCUUAAAGUGACGGUGAAUAAGCCCGCUCUCUACACAUGUCUGGCCUCCAACAGACACAGUGCUGGAGCCAACACUGUCAAGGCAACUGCUAAAGUCACUGUCGCAGAGUGGAGACUCUAUAAGGGCGUCACAGGCUACUGCAGUGCGUAUCGUGGAGAUGUCUGCCGCACCAUUCUACGAGAUGAUUUGCUGGUUUUCUUUAACUCCUCCCUCUCGGACCCCGAGGACAUGCAGGAGUACCUGGUUCAGAGCUGGUGGACGGAACUGGAAGGGCUCAGUAUGCUUUGUAGCCCUGCUAUACGCUCACUGCUCUGCCACUCCUCCUUCCCUGACUGCAACCCAUCAGGGUUAGGACCGGCACCUAAACCUGUCUGCAGAGAACACUGCCUGGCAGUGAAGGAGCUGUACUGCCAUAAGGAGUGGUUGGUACUGGAGGGCAGCAGUUCAGUCCAGCCGGGCCUGUUCAGCUCUGUCCCUGGGUCCCACACUCCCAGUUCACUGCUGCCCAACUGUCAGAGCUUGCCAAGUCUUCGCACAGACCCUGAGGCUUGUACACAUGUCCCUUUUGUGGACAUCAAGAGAGACCAAAUUACAACAACAUGUUAUGAUGACAGAGGCCGUUUCUACCAAGGCAGUGCGAAUGUGACGAGACUCUAUAAGGGCGUCACAGGCUACUGCAGUGCGUAUCGUGGAGAUGUCUGCCGCACCAUUCUACGAGAUGAUUUGCUGGUUUUCUUUAACUCCUCCCUCUCGGACCCCGAGGACAUGCAGGAGUACCUGGUUCAGAGCUGGUGGACGGAACUGGAAGGGCUCAGUAUGCUUUGUAGCCCUGCUAUACGCUCACUGCUCUGCCACUCCUCCUUCCCUGACUGCAACCCAUCAGGGUUAGGACCGGCACCUAAACCUGUCUGCAGAGAACACUGCCUGGCAGUGAAGGAGCUGUACUGCCAUAAGGAGUGGUUGGUACUGGAGGGCAGCAGUUCAGUCCAGCCGGGCCUGUUCAGCUCUGUCCCUGGGUCCCACACUCCCAGUUCACUGCUGCCCAACUGUCAGAGCUUGCCAAGUCUUCGCACAGACCCUGAGGCUUGUACACAUGUCCCUUUUGUGGACAUCAAGAGAGACCAAAUUACAACAACAUGUUAUGAUGACAGAGGCCGUUUCUACCAAGGCAGUGCGAAUGUGACGAGGUCUGGGAUACCAUGUCAGCCAUGGAGCCAACAGGUUCCCCACCAGCACCGCCUGUCUGUAGAUGUGAUUCCAGAGUUGAAGAACUCAGACAACAACUGUAGGAACCCGGGUGGAAUCAGCGACAAGCCCUGGUGUUUCACCUCAAAUCCGAACAUACGCUGGGAGUACUGUGCGGUGCCGCAGUGUGGGGAGACAAGCGUGGUGUCAGUGAUGAAGCCAGAGUCACCAGGUCCUCGUCAGACUUCUCGUCUCCCUCCCACGGCCACAGGAUCAUCUCCAGCGUACUCCAUGUCCGUCAUCAUCAUCAUCCUGACUGCACUUGCAGCUGCGGUCUUCUUCACUAUCAUCCUCUUUGCCUGCCGUAGACGGAGGAAGCAGUGGAGAAACCGGAAGAGAGCUAUGGAGACCCCCACAAUGAGCGCUCUUCCCUCGGAGCUCCUGCUGGAUCGACUCCACCCCAACCCCAUGUACCAGCGGGUUCCCCUGCUGCUAAACUCAAAGCUGCUGGCGCUAGAGUAUCCCCGUAAUAAUAUCCAAUAUGUUAGAGAUAUUGGAGAGGGAGCCUUCGGACGGGUUUUCCAAGCCAGAGCACCAGGCCUGCUGCCGAUGGAGUCUUUCACGAUGGUGGCUGUGAAGAUGCUGAAGGAGGAAGCCUCAGCUGACAUGCAGAAUGACUUCCAGAGAGAGGCAGCACUCAUGGCUCAAUUUGACCAUCCAAACAUCGUACGGCUCCUAGGUGUGUGUGCAGUGGGUAAACCCAUGUGUCUGAUGUUCGAGUACAUGGCCCAUGGUGACCUCAACGAGUUCCUUCGUCGCAGAUCUCCAACCCAAUCCGUGCGCACCCUCAGCCAUGCCAGCCUGUCGGGUCGCAGUUUUUCUUCUGAGCUGGAGGCGGGACUUCUCUCCUGUGCUGAGCAGUUGUCCAUUUCCAAGCAGAUCGCUGCAGGAAUGGCCUACCUCUCAGAGCGCAAGUUUGUCCAUCGUGACCUUGCAACCCGGAACUGCCUAGUCGGGGAGGAAAUGGUGGUGAAGAUCGCAGAUUUCGGCCUCUCCAGAAAUAUCUACUCUGCUGAUUACUACAAAGCCAACGAGAAUGAUGCAAUCCCCAUUCGCUGGAUGCCCCCAGAGUCUAUUUUCUAUAACCGCUACACCACUGAAUCGGACGUGUGGGCCUAUGGCGUGGUAUUAUGGGAGAUUUUCUCCCAUGGGAUGCAGCCGUACUAUGGUAUGGGUCAUGAGGAGGUUAUUUACUAUGUGAGGGAUGGUCACAUCCUCUCUUGUCCUGAGAACUGUCCUCUGGAGCUGUAUAAUCUGAUGAGGCUUUGCUGGAGCACACACCCAUCAGACAGGCCCAGCUUCAGUAGUAUACAUCGGAUACUGGAGCGAAUGCAUCAGAACACACUGAGCAUGAAUGCUGACACCGAGGUCGACUGCUAACCUGGGACAUUUUUGCAAAAAAUAUUUCUCUCUUUCUCUGUGCAAAAAGACACAGACUUAUGUAGUGCUUUGGUGCCUGAAAACACACUUUAAAUGAACCCUAACACUGAGCAAGAGCAUUCAUAGAAUACUCAAACAGUAUAUUUCAGUAGAUUUUUCUUUUCAUAAGAACCACUCUGGUGCCCAUACCAAAUGUUUUUGUAUCAUAAACAAAACUUGCAUUUUCUUACUUGUUUAGUUCUGCAAUUGUUUUUAAAGAAUGUUGUAGUGCUUUCGACCUAGCCCGCCACUCCUUGCUAUUUACCAGCCCAUAUCCAUCAGAAAGGUCUGCUUUAUUUAUGAAAGAUGUUAAAUGCAUCUAUGAAAAGACUCCCUGACCCCAGCGCCUAACCAUGGUUGUGUUGGUUUGGUGGGGGUCAAUUACUAAGGGCGAAACUUGGCAAAGGGGGUCCAUUAAGAACCACAAAUGAUAAGAGGCUGUUUUCACGCAACCUAUGGCAGGCCUAGGUAUCACUAUCAUUAACAGCAGAAAGACCCCCUCUCAGAUGAGGUGGUAAGAUGUGUCUUACUUGCUGUACAAAGCUUAUCCAGCUUUUAGUCUGAUGCUCAUCUUAAAUAAAUCACGGCGAUUCAGAGCAAUUUGAAUUAAAGUCAGUGUAAAGUGAAUAAAGUUUAUGAUUUUGCAUCACCACGCUUUGAUGGUGAAUAGCAUGCAUGUCGGAAUCUUUAUUAAAUUGAAUCACCCUCACGAAUGAAUCAAACAUUGAUAAUAGCCUAAUUUUAUGUGUGAUCCAUGAUUAUGAUGAUGAUGAUGAUGAUACCGAUGGCAAAAAUAGCACAUUGUUAAUAUUUUACAAAUCAUGUUUUUAGGGGGGCUCAUGGCUUCUUAAAAGGAGCCAAGCUCCCACUGGAUCCCCUGUAGUUCACACCCUGCCCUUAGCCACUGUAAAUACAGAUGCACUCAAACAUUAUGCUUCAUCCAUUGCAUGUAGAAUUGUUGGAUUUCUUUUUUUCCUUUUGAGCUGUCAAGCCGUUGCAUAUGGUCAGACUGCUAAACAUUAGGGUUAGAAAGAGGAUGAGCCACUCUUGUUAUUGUCACCUCUAGCAAAUUCCAGAGCAGCACACAAUCACUUUAUACCAUUGCUGUUGAUUGUUUUGUAUAGACAAGUUGCUAUUCCAUUUUUGGGCAUUCUCUUUUUGUUUCUUUUAUUUGUCAUUUUGUUGAUCUUUGUCUUUUCAUUUUUGUUAUUUUUACUUUGUGACAGACACAGGGUUUGACAUAGCAAGUAAAUUAUAGCAGCAUUGGUCAAAUUUGUUAAUAAGUUAAUUAAUGAAUUCUUCUAAAUUGCAUCAUCAUCGCACACAAGUCUCUCGCUCUGACACACACAUUUGCUCAAUUAGCUUUGCAGAAGCUUAUUAAAUAAAUUAAUUCCUCUGCCUUAAAAUAGGCUCUUUAGUGAGUGAAGAAUGGCCAAAGUGUCAAAAAUAUCCUCAUUCUGAAAGACUAAAUUUUUAAUUGGUUCUCGCAAAGACUCUUUCUAAGAGAUCAAACUCGCUCUCUGGUCUCAUUUCAACUGUGUAAAAUUGAAUUAGGUGCAUAUUAUUACACAGUUUCAGCCCAGUAUUACCAACAUCUCUUUGUCAUAAUCAAUACCUUUCAAAUGAAUGACAUUUUUUAUUUCUUUUUAAAUGUGGUGUGAUGUUUUUGU